AUGCGUUCCACAGCGCUCGUCGCCUGCCUCGUGGCCCUGAGCAGCACCGCCCUCGCCGCGUCCAGCGACUCGUGCCAGGCACAAAACAUCGUCGACGCCUGCGUGGCCGGCUACCAAGACCGCAUCCAGAAGUGCACCGACAACAACGCAAACGACUGGAUCUGCUUGUGCGACGUCUACACCGACGUGCUGACGUGCUACAACAACUGCCCGGACAGCAACGAAAAGCCGCCGGUGCAGAACCAGGUCACGCAGUACUGCACUGCCGCCGAGCCGCUUCGCGUCGCGUCCUCGGCCUCCCUCGCCAGCGUGGCCAAGACGGCUACCCCGGCGCCCUCCACCUCGGCAUCUGCCGCCGCCGCCACGGGCUCGGCCACAGGCUCCGCUACAGGCUCGGCCACAGCAACGGGCUCCGGCGCAGCAGCAACCGCGUCGGCGUUUGCUACAGGCGCGGCCUCGUCGCUGACCACGCCCGCUGGCGCCGCCAUCGUCGCGCUGUUUGCUGCUGCGGGGCUGUUUUAG
This is a messenger RNA of Ascochyta rabiei, 522 nucleotides long. RefSeq lists its product as uncharacterized. The record is from RefSeq and is a predicted model, not a curated record. The transcript has 2 exons. NCBI's taxonomy places the organism in Eukaryota, Fungi, Ascomycota, Dothideomycetes, Pleosporales, Didymellaceae. Bases 1 to 522 code for a protein of 173 amino acids.